UGAGAGGCGUGAGGUUUUGUUUAUUCAGGCAAUUAUCGGAUCGUAAGUGAAGGACUCACUUACUGGAUUGUGAGGACUGGGGUUGGGCUCUGGGAUGUAUAAUGGAAGUGAGCCUGCCCAAACCAAAAGCUUUAAGGAUGGGAAAGAACUUUACAGGCUGUUGGGCUAGGCUGACAGUCAGAUGGAGUGGAUCGUCCCCCUACUUUAAAAAUGGAUGUGAAUAGGCUAGGUCAUACUGCUCCAAGGCUGAGAAGUUGCAUCUGGAUGCCAAAGAAUCUAAAAUUCCAAAAGCUUUGUGAUUCAAGAGUGUAUGGAACUCCUGUGAGUAAGAGACAGUAAGUAGGUGCAGGGGAAUCUGGCCUGAACUUCUCCUGCUGUGUUGGACAUUUCUACAAAGGUCAAGCGAUCAAUGCCUCAGACAGACAAACAAGUAUGCAUCCCACCGGAGCUGCCGGAGCUGCUGAAGCAGUUUACCAAAGCUGCCAUUCGAACCCAGCCUCCCGAUCUCAUUCAGUGGGCGGCCGAGUAUUUCGGGGCCAUGUCCCGUGGAGAGAUCCCUCCAGUGAGAGAGAGAUCUGAGCAAGUCCCUCUGUCCAACUGGGCUGAACUGACACCUGAGCUGUUGAAGGUCCUGCACUCCCGGGUUGGUGGCAGACUGAUCAUCCACGCAGAUGAGCUGGCCCAGAUGUGGAAGGUGUUGAAUCUGCCCACAGACCUGUUUAACAGUGUGAUGAACGUGGGUCGCUUCACAGAGGAGAUCGAGUGGCUGAAGUUUUUAGCCCUUGCUUGUAGCUCUCUUGGAGUUACCAUUGCCAAAACUCUCAAGAUAGUGUGUGAAGUUUUAUCCUGUGACCAUGAUGGAGGACCACCCCGGAUCCCUUUCAGCACCUUCCAGUUUCUGUACACGUAUAUCGCUGAAGUGGAUGGGGAAAUCUCUUCAUCCCACGUUACCAGGAUGUUAAACUACAUUGAACAGGAAGUAAUUGGUCCUGAUGGCUUAAUCAAGGUGAAUGACUUUACUCAAAAUCCAAGGGUUCGGCUGGAAUAAAAGCACAAUUUUGGCAGUUUUAAAGGAAGAUACAGAGGUGGCUGUACUUCAGAAUAGCUGAACUUCAUGCACCAUCUAAAGUCAAUUUUCUUUUAUGACUGGUACAACUAAUAAACAAUUAGCCAGGAA
Molecule: messenger RNA, 1177 nt
Organism: Rattus norvegicus (Norway rat)
Lineage: Eukaryota; Metazoa; Chordata; Mammalia; Rodentia; Muridae
Gene: Ropn1
Product: rhophilin associated tail protein 1
Biological process (GO): sperm capacitation; flagellated sperm motility
Cellular component (GO): sperm cytoplasmic droplet; cytoplasm; sperm principal piece
Source: RefSeq, a predicted model, not a curated record